Serpula lacrymans var. lacrymans S7.9 is the source of this 159-nucleotide messenger RNA. RefSeq lists its product as uncharacterized. The transcript has a single exon. The record is from RefSeq and is a predicted model, not a curated record. Lineage: Eukaryota; Fungi; Basidiomycota; Agaricomycetes; Boletales; Serpulaceae. The annotation marks the transcript as partial.
AACAAGAACUCAAAUCCAGACUUCUUCUCUAAAUCUCAAGUUCACUACUCUGCUACUUGUGAUCCAGUGUGGUCACAAUACUUCCCACUGCUACCACUGUUAACUGCUGUCAUUGUCACUCGUCGCUUUUUGAAAGUAAUUGUCAUCCCUUUCGAUUAG